ACAUCAACCCAAAAAUGAAGCUCCCUCUUCACUUCCUCCUCCCUCUCCUCCUCCUCUCCACCCUCCUCUGUCUCUCCUCCUCCGAACUCUGCCACCCUGAGGACAAGAAAGUCCUUCUAGAUAUCAAAAAAGCCUUCAACGACCCUUACGUCCUGUCCUCAUGGGACCCCAAGGCAGACUGCUGUCAUUGGCUCUGCGUCGAAUGCGACCCCACCUCCCACCGCAUCAUCACCCUAACCAUCAUGGCCGACAAUAAGAUUUCCGGUCCCAUCCCACCUCAAAUUCCUGUGGGAGGGAAGUUGCAGAGAUUUGAUUAUUCUUCCUACUUCCACAAUAGGUGCUUGUGUGGGGCGCCGCUGCCAAGUUGCAAGUGAGGGCUCUGUAAUAAUACCUUCUUCACUUCCUCAAAAAGUCACAUGUGUGGGUGCUUGGAUUAGCAAGUUUUAAUACAAGUGAUAAUUAGUA
Rubroshorea leprosula is the source of this 465-nucleotide messenger RNA. The record is from the annotation of a GenBank genome assembly. Lineage: Eukaryota; Viridiplantae; Streptophyta; Magnoliopsida; Malvales; Dipterocarpaceae.